ACGGGGAGAUGUGAGCUAAGAGGAGCAGCGCGUGAGCGGAGAUGUGACUGGUGGGACUUACGGCGGCUCGCGGAGGAUGGUCGCCCUCCUGGGCGCGACGACCCUGAUGCUCGUCGCCGUGGCGCUAUGGGUGUUGCCCGCAGCCGCAGGUUAACAGGCGCCCUGUCCCACGGGAUAGUGAACUAAGUGUGGCCAGGAUUUCUCUGCCCUCAGGAUUCUUACAGGCCAAUAAAAAAUGACAACCGAAGGGAGUGAGUGACAGAAGCAUCAUUCUCAGUCCUCGAGGUUUACUAAGCCUGCUUCAGGGCGCAUGCGGGAGAAACAUGAGCCACAGACACAUCUGUGACUGGUUUUCCGGAGAGGUUUUCAGGAGGUGGUGGGAAACAUCUAAAAUCUCAAAAAGUAGAAGUCGACAUCAUAGAUGACAACUUUAUCCUGAAGUGGAACAGGAUUGAUGAGUCUCUGAGGAAUGCGACUUUUUCAUUCGAUUAUCAAAAAUCUGGGACGGAUAAUUGGAGAAAAUUGCCUGGGUGUCAGAAUAUUACUAGUACCAAAUGCAACUUUUCUUCACUCAAGUUGAGUGUUUAUGAAGAAAUUAAAUUGCGUAUAAGAGCAGAAAAAGAAAACACUUCUUCAUGGUAUGAGGUUGACCCAUUUACACCAUAUAACAAAGCUCAAAUUGGUCCUCCAGAAGUACAUUUGGAAGCUGAAGAUAAGGCAAUAAUGAUAAACAUCUCUCCUCCUGGAACAAAAAAUAGUGUCAUGUGGGCUUUGGAUGGUUUAAGCUUUAGAUACAGCUUAGUUAUCUGGAAAAACUCUUCAAGUGGAGAAGAAGAGAUUAAAAAUAUUUGUUCCAUACAUAAAAUUUAUAAACUUUCACCAGAGACUACCUAUUGUUUAAAAGUUAAAGCAGCACUACCCAAGGCAUCAAAAGUUGGUCUCUAUGGUCCAGUAUAUUGUAUAAAGACCACAGUUGAAAAUAAACUACCUCCACCAAAAAAUAUAGAAGUCAGUGUUCUAAAUCAGAGCUACGUUCUUAAGUGGGAUUAUGCAUAUGCAAAUAUGACCUUUCAAGUUCAGUGGCUCCAAGCCUUUUUAAAAAGGAAUCCUGUGAACCAUUCGAAUAAAUGGAAACAAAUGCCUGACUGUGAAAAUGUCAAAACUACCCAGUGUGUCUUUCCUCAAAAUGUUCUCCCAAAUGGAAUUUACCUUCUCCGCCUACAAGCAUCUGAUGGAAAUAACACAUCUUUUUGGUCUGAAGAGAUAAAGCUUGAUACUGAAAUACAAGCUUUCCUACUUCCUCCGGUCCUUAAUGUUAGAUCCGCUAGUGAUUCAUUGCAUAUCUAUAUUGGUGCUCCAAAAGAGUCGGGAAGCAAGCCUGUGAGCCAGGAUUAUCCACUCACUUAUGAAAUUAUUUUUUGGGAAAACACUUCAAAUGCUGAGAGAAAAAUUUUCAAGAAUAAAACUGAUUUUAUUGUUCCUAAUUUGAAACCACUGACUGUAUAUUGUGUCAAAGCCAGAGCUCACGCCAUGGAUGAAAAGUGGAAUAAAAGCAGUGCUUUUAGUGAUGUAGUGUUUGUGAAAACAAAACCAGGAAAUGCAUCUAAAAUUUGGUUUAUAGUUGGAAUUUGUACUGCAUUAUUUGCUAUCCCAGCUCUCAUUUAUGGUGUGAAAGUCCUCCUGAGAUGCAUCAAUUAUGUGUUCUUUCCAUCACUUAAACCUUCUUCCAAUAUAGAUGAGUAUUUCUCUGAACAGUCAUUGAAGAAUCUUCUGCUUUCAACUUCUGAAGAAAAAAUUGAAAAAUGUUUUAUAAUCGAAAAUAUAUGCACAAUUGCUACAGUAGAAGAAACUAAUCAAACUGAUGAAGAUCAUAAACAAUACAGUUCCCAAAACUGCCAGGAUUCGGGAAAUUAUUCUAAUGAAGAUGAAAGCGAAAGUAAAACAAGUGAAGAGCUACAGCAGGAUUUUGUAUGACCAACAAUGAACUCUGUCAAGCAUAAGGUUUUCUGCAGGAGUCACACUGGGAGCCUGAGCUCCUCGCCUUCCCUCAGUCACUACAAAGAGGACAUUUGCUUGUUUGGGGAAAGAAAAAACAUCUUCAGUUAUAGAUCCUAAACAUACAGGUAAGCACUUAACUAUUUAAAAAUGAAAUUACACCAGGCACAGUGGCUCAUGCCUGUAAUCCCAGCACUUUGGGAGGCUGAGGCCGGCAGAUCAUCGGCGGUCAGGAGUUCAAGACCAGCCUGGCCAACAUGGUGAAACCCGGUCUCUACUAAAAACACAAAAAUUAGCCGGGUGUGGUGGUGCAUGCCUGUAAUCCCAGCUACUGGGGAGGCUGUAACAGGAGAAUCGCUUGAAACUGGGAGGUGGAGGUUGCAGUGAGCCAAGAUUACCACUGCGCUCCAGCCUGGGCGACAGAGUGAGACUCUCUCUCAAGAAAACAAAAAAAAGGAAGAAAAAAAGAAAUUACAUGAGUUGAGACAAACGUUUCCUACGUUCUUUUCCAUGUGUAAAAUCUUGAAAAACCUGUCACUGGACUUGCAUUGGAUGAGAUGAGUCAGAUCAAAACGAUGGCCACCUGUCUCCCUCCUGCCAGCCCAAGUGCCACUGAGCUAGCCGUGCACUGUGGCUAAGGAUGGCAGCUGUGUUCCUGUCCAUCACCGGUGCUGCUGCCCACUGCAUGUGUCCCACCUGUCUGCUGGCAUUCCUAGCAUUCUAUUUCAUUCUUCCUCAGGAGAGAUUUCAAACAUCUGGUCUUUUCUUUUAACACUGUGGGUAGGCCCUUAGGAAGUUUAGGAAAGUCUGAACACAUUAUCACUUGGUUUUCUGGAAAGUAGCUUACCCUGGAAAGCAGCUGCAGAUGCCAGAAACAUGCUCCCUAAAAAUGUUCAGAGACUUCUGUUUAUUUAUCCCGAGAACAUUGGUUUCCACAUCACAGUAUCUGCCCUUACAUGGUUUAGGAUUAAAGCCAGGCAAUCUUUUACUGUUCGUUAACACUUCCGCUUCAAAACUUACCAGAACAAUAGCUUCUGGCUGGAAUUUGCAGUCACUGAAGUCAUAGAAAAUAGGUAACUAAUUAGAGAAAUAAUUGUUAUAUUUUAAGGUCUGAGAGUGUGUGCAAGUUUUAAUAUACAUGCCAUGCCAGGAGACAGUGUAUGCAGGAAGUCUUGGGACCAGAAAACGGCAGUGCUGGGAGACUGACACGGAAGGAGAAGACUUCCGCAGGAAAGAGGUUGCUGGCUCUGGUGCAAGAGGAAGCAUGCUGUUCCACGGGAGCCUGUGCGCCUCUUCAGCUCUCAGUGAUUCACACACUCUUGUUAUGGGUCAUCUGUGUCACUUUCAGUACCACGCUGGCUUCUCUGCACUGCCUAGCAGUAUACAGAUAGUCCUUCUACUCAGCCUGCUUGGCCUUAAAAUACAAAUCAUUUAACUGAGGGAAAAAAGGUAACUAAGAAGAAAAACCUAAUUUAAGAAAUUACAUAAUGCUUUCCAAAGGCACUUACAACUUAUUUUUAAAUGACUUGUUACUGGGAAUUACCCAUGGAUAUCCUUAAUAGGCAGGAAGUCUGGGGAUUCUGGUGGCCUCUAGGGCAGAGUUGUCAUAGCGCCGUCUGGCAGGGACCAGGUGAAAGAAAGGAGACAAAGUUAAGAGCAUGCUGGGGAAUAGCCAUUGCUAAGGCCAGUCUCAUUUCAGUAGUCAUUUCUGCUCAGAUAACAGAUUGUCCUGGUGGAAGGAAAGGUUGAAGGCAGCUGCCUUAGAGAGGGCUCUGAGCUCAGCACAUCCUGGGCAUAUACACCAGUCUGCAGGCCACACCAUUCAUGUUCCCAGAUCUGCCGCCUGGCUUCUGGAGGGGUUCAAGCGGAGCAUAGUGGGCCAUUGAGGAGACCCAGGAAUUUCUGAGAUACAGCUCUCUUCCGGAGAACCCCAGGGUGACACCUUUUCAUCUUUCUGAAACGACAGAGGCGUUUGGUUUGAAGUACAUCUGCUGUGUUGGCCUGGCCUUUGUAAAAGCCCUGUCACUUUGGAAGUUUGCCCCUUUGAAGAGGCGAUUGGGAACAUACCACGACUCCCUGCCACCAUUGCUUCUCAGACUACCCAAUUCAAGGAUCCUGUCCAGGACUUCCAGCCCUGUAUUCUCCAGUGGAAAAACACGCUUUAGACUGGUUAGCCUCAAAAGGAGCAAUGCCUUUGCAGGAUGUGGAGAAGGGAAAAUACAGAAAUUAACAUUAAAAGAAACAAGUGAAAUUGUUAAGUCUCUAGGAAGUAGGAGCACAAGGCUUCACGUUUUGAGACUAUCUGGUUUUCAGUGAACGAGCACUGAGCACCAGACUUGAAAAGGCAGUUCUGGCCGGGAGCAGUGGCUCAUGCCUGUAAUCCCAGCACUUUGGGAGGCAUGAGGUCAGGAGUUCUAGAGCAACCUGACCAACAUGGUGAAACCCUGUCUCUACUAAAAAUACAAAAAUUAGCUGGGCAUGGUGGUGUGCACCUGUAAUCCCAGCUACUCAGGAGGCCAAGGCAGGAAAAUUGCUUGAACCCGGGAGGCAGAGGUUGCAGUGAGCCGAGAUCGUGCCACUGCACUCCAGCCUGGGCGACAGAGCGAGACUCAGUCUCAGGAAAAAAGGCGGUUCCACCCUUCUCUUAAUUGUGUUGUACAUGUUGCUUAAUCAGCAUAUGCUUAAGUGACAAGUAUUUUUUCCGAACAGAAGUUUACUUAGAAAUACUAUGCACUUGGGGAUACCAAUAAACUGCCUCAAAACUAGCAUAUUAAUAGUUCUUAGACCAAAUAUCAUCUACAAAUUUAUAUGAAAGACUUGUAUCAUUAGAGCCAGAAAUAGUUUUAUAUUAAUGUGUAAUACAGAUUAACAUAUGAUGUACAUGUGUAACUUCCGACAUGGGCCUGCAAAUGUGUUCAUUUAUGUACCUGCACAUGUACCACACGAUGCGGGUCUUACUCCUUUAGUAUGAACUUAAAGUACUUAUUAGUAUAGCUUGGAACUAAAAAUUAGAAAUGCUCCGCAGAAUUAGGAACUUUAAGAGUCUGACCAGAAAUUUGCCACUUACAAAAAAGUUAGUUUUAAAAAUAUAAGUUAUAGGGCCGGGCAUGGUGGCUCACGCCUGUAAUCCCAGCACUUUGGGAGGCCAAGGCAGGUGGAUCACGAGGUCAAGAGAUCGAGACCAUCCUGGUCAACAUGGUAAAACCCCGUCUCUACUAAAAAAUACAAAAAAAAUUAGCUGGGCAUGGUGGCACGUGCCUGUAAUCCCAGCUACUCAGGAGGCUGAGGCAGGAGAGUUGCCUGAACCCAGGAGGCGGAGGUUGCGGUGAGCCGAGAUCGCACCAUUGCACUCCAGCCUGGGUAACAAGAGCGAAAUUCAGUCUCAAAAAAAAAAUCUCUCUCUCUCUCUCUCUCUCUCUCUCUCUCUCUCUCUCUCUCUCUCUCUCUAUAUAUAUAUAUAUAUAUAUAUAUAUAUAUAUAUAUAUAAAAGUUAGGGUUGGGCACUGUGGCUUAUGCCUGUUAUCUCAGUACUUUGGGAGGCCAAGACAGGAGGAUCACUUCAGGCCAGGAGUUCAAGACCAACCAAACCAACCUGGGCAACCUGGCCAAACCCCAGCUUUAUUAUAUAUAAAACUUAGAGUUUGUUCUUCCCCCAAAAGAGACUGUGACAUUUACAGUAGCCUGAAAUUGCUCUUAAGGGGCUGGGGUGUGCAGAAGCUUUCCUUCCCCCACGCAGGAACCCAGUGACUACCUGACAUGUUCUGUGUUUUGUUUGAUGUCUGAACAACUUUGAUGUUUGAUGGUGAACAACUUGGUUGUUCGUUGCUGCAUCCCAGUAAUGAAGGUACUCGGAAAAUAGUUACUGAAUGAGUGAAAUCUAAACUGUGAAUCGGAGGGCGUUUGUGGCAGUGUUUGUAUGUUACUGAAUUGUGAAAGGGCAUCGCUGUGUUUUCAGUGUUUCUAUGCAACAACCUUGUACAUUUUAUUUCACUUGUGUUUUGUCUUAAACCCUACUGCUGGAAACAAUUUUAUAUAAUAAACAAUGGGCCCAAAAAUCUGGAGGUUAUUUCGCACUUAGUGAAUUUUUAUGCAACAAAGAUGCUGCAGCUGACGCUUUUAAGAGGUAUUCAUUGUGGAAGAGUCGAGGCCUGUGCUGUGUUCCUGGGCCUGGGGUUGAGCAUCCUGAAGGAGUCACUGAACCGUCACUGUCCCCAGAGCCGGUGGAGACAGAGCUCCUUUGCUGCCUUUUCUUCCCACGCUCAAGACAUGGCUGGAGCGCAGCCUUCAUUAAAUGAAAAUUUGCUGUGGUGUUGCGUAGCCUUGCUUUUUGAACUAAACUGUUUUCCCUUCACUCCUGUCAGAAUUACUUCGCUCCAAGGAGGCUCCUCGAUCUCACAGAUCAGUAGAUGUCUCCUGCUGUCUGGACACAUUUGACUUGGAAAUUGAAUACAGUUUGUGUUCAGGCUGGGAACCUCCCACGUUUGUGUUUUUAAGCUUCCCUUUUUUACAGUGGACAAGAACACAAAUAAUAAAUCAUCCCUAAUGCCC
This is a messenger RNA of Callithrix jacchus (white-tufted-ear marmoset), 6543 nucleotides long. RefSeq names its product interferon alpha and beta receptor subunit 1 (gene IFNAR1). Gene Ontology annotation, cellular component: plasma membrane. Gene Ontology annotation, molecular function: protein binding; type I interferon receptor activity. The record is from RefSeq and is a predicted model, not a curated record. Gene Ontology annotation, biological process: type I interferon-mediated signaling pathway. Lineage: Eukaryota; Metazoa; Chordata; Mammalia; Primates; Cebidae.